CCCGCCUGGCCGCCUGUGCCCGACAGGCUGUUCGCUCCCGAGUGAGUCAGUGCAGCAGCAACAUGGAUGUGAAUGUGACGGACAGCGAAUGGCGAAGCAUUGCUUUCCGGCAGAAAGUGGUGGCGCAGAUAGACGAGGCCAUGCGGUCCACUGGAACUCCAGUCACCAAAUCCAGCAAAGACAUGGAGAACCACGUCUUCAUGAAGGCAAAGACCAGGGAGGAAUAUCUCAGCCUGGUGGCAAGGCUCAUCCUGCAUUUUCGAGACUUCCAUAAGAAGACAAGAGCUGGUGAUCCAAUGAACGCUUUGCAGAACUUGCAAGGUGGUCCCACGGGGAGCUCGAGUGGGAUGAUGGCCACUCGUCCCCCUGGAGCUCCUUUGCCCGGAAUGGCAGGUCUGGGGCAGGUGAAUCAAUCAGUGUCACAUCCUGGGCAGCCUCAGCCGGCUCCGUCUGGAAUGGUGCCUCACAUGCCUGGCUUCCCGCCAAGCACCCAGCAGCAGUCCCAGUUACAGAUGCAGCAGAUAGCCCAGCAGCAGCAACAGCAGCAGCAGUUCCAGGCUCAACAGGCUGUACAACAGCAGCAACAACAGCAACAGCAGCAGCAGCAGCAGCAGCAACAGCAGCAGUUCCAGGCACAGCAGCAGAUAAUGAAACUACAGAUGCAACAGCAGCAGCAGCAGCAGCAGAGAUUGAUGCAACAGCAGCUCCAGCAGCAUCAGCAGAUCCAGCUCCAGCAGCUCCAGCAGCUGCAGUCUCAGCCCCAGCCGCAGCCGCAGCCGCAGCUGGCACCACAGUCCCAGCCACAGACCAUGGUUGCUCAGGUACCCAGCCAGUCUGGACAGGUUUCCAUGUCUUCACCCUUAACACAGCAGCAGCCACCACCCAUCAAACUUCAGGCUCCACAGCAGGUCCGUACACAGUUUCCACAGGGGCAGACAGCCCAGGCCCAGGCCCAGGCCCAAGCGCAGGCGCAAGCCCAGGCCCAAGCCCAGGCUCAGGCUCAAGCCCAAGCCCAGGCCCAAGCCCAAGCCCAGGCUCAAGCCCAAGCCCAGGCCCAGGUUCAGGCACAGGCCCAGAUGGGAGCAGGAGGGCAGAUGAUGUCUUCUAUGACCCGCACUGUGCGACCACGGUUCCCACCUGCAUCUGUUGCAUCGUCCACGCCUCAAAACGCCAUUCCUCUGGGAGGACAGCAAAUGGCACAGGUUAACAAUACAAUUGCUAUGAUACCAUCUCCAGUCCAGCAACCAAUGCUCCCACCACCCCAGCCUCAGCCGUCACCACAGCCUCCUUCAUCCCAGCAGAGCUCUGUCAGUUCUGGUCCAGCUCCAUCCCCAAGUGCUUUUCUGCCAAGUCCAUCAGCACAGACAACACAGAGCCCAGCUGCAGCGAGGACCCCUCAGAAUUUCAGUGUCCCUUCACCAGGCCCUCUCAACACUCCAGUGAACCCAGGCUCAGUUCCAAGCCCAGCUGGUCGGACACAGACUGAGGAACAACAGUACCUGGACAAACUGAAGCAGCUGUCCAAGUACAUUGACCCUUUGAGGCGGAUGAUCAAUAAAAUAGACAAAAAUGAAGACAGAAAGAAGGACUUAAGUAAAAUGAAGAGUCUUCUGGACAUCCUCACAGACCCUAACAAAAGGUGCUCUUUGGCAACACUGCAAAAGUGUGAAAUUGCUUUGGAAAAAUUGAAGAAUGACAUGGCAGUGCCUACACCUCCACCUCCACCGAUGUCAAUCACAAAACAACAGUACCUGUGUCAGCCCCUGCUGGAUGCCGUCCUGGCUAACAUACGCUCCCCAGUUUUCAAUCAUUCCUUACAGCGAACCUUCGGGCCAGCUAUGACUGCGAUCCAUGGACCACCAAUCACGGCCCCUCUGAUCCCUGCACGGAAACGCAGGCACGAAGAGGACGAGAGACAAACCAUUCCCAAUGUUUUACAGGGGGAGGUUGCACGACUAAAUCCAAAAUUCCUGGUGAAUUUGGACCCUUCCCACUGCAGUAACAAUGGAACAGUCCACCUCAUAUGCAAGCUGGAUGACAAGAGUCUCCCCAGUGUCCCCCCACUACAGCUCAGUGUCCCAGCCGACUACCCAGACCAGAGCCCUCAGUGGACAGACGACUCCCAACAGUAUGAGGCCAACCCCUUCCUGCAGAUGGUUCACCGUGCAAUGACAUCCAGGCUCCUGCAGCUGCCCGAUAAACACUCUGUCACUGCACUCCUCAACACCUGGGCGCAAAGCGUGAAGCAGGCGUGCCUGUCUGCUGCGUGACGUCCUCAUGCAAGGUGUGAGCACCUUCCCGCUGAACCAGUCUGCAACCAACAGCCUUGCAAUGGGUUCAUCAGGAAGCUAGAUAUAUUGGAGGGCUUGCACCUUUCAUCUCUCUUACUGGUCACCUUGAAAUACACAGGACCUUUCCAUUGUAAUUGCUGGAUAUAAAAAUAUGUAUCAAAAAGUCAA
Molecule: messenger RNA, 2459 nt
Organism: Mobula hypostoma (lesser devil ray)
Lineage: Eukaryota; Metazoa; Chordata; Chondrichthyes; Myliobatiformes; Myliobatidae
Gene: med15
Product: mediator complex subunit 15
Exons: 18
Coding region: 63-2270 (735 amino acids)
Biological process (GO): regulation of DNA-templated transcription
Molecular function (GO): transcription coregulator activity
Source: RefSeq, a predicted model, not a curated record